Messenger RNA from Coturnix japonica (Japanese quail), 3046 nucleotides. RefSeq names its product ubiquitin specific peptidase 22 (gene USP22). Gene Ontology annotation, biological process: protein deubiquitination. Lineage: Eukaryota; Metazoa; Chordata; Aves; Galliformes; Phasianidae. The record is from RefSeq and is a predicted model, not a curated record. Gene Ontology annotation, molecular function: zinc ion binding; cysteine-type deubiquitinase activity.
GUGAUGGAUUUUUGUUUUUGGUUAAUUUCAUUUCUGUGUGACUGUACAUUUUUGUUUGGCUGUAUGUGUGUGUAUGGCCAGACAAUGGUGUACAUGUAUAUAAAAAAUGAGUCCAACAACAGAAACGUGAUAAUAGAGUCAAUGGUAAUUUGCUUAACCUUGGGAAGGAGAAGCUGAGAAUGGUAAUACAAGAUACUUAUGAUUUGUGUAUCCAGCAUAAUGCAGAAUCUUUCUUCUCUGCCUCUUAAGGAUCGUGUUUGCUAAUCUGAAGGUUAAUUGAUGGUUGUCCAUGUUCUGUCAGGGCAGUGUGCUCAGGCUGCAUCCAGGACUAUUUCUGCCUUUAUCUUCCUGUGUUCAUGUCUUUGACUGUAUGUGGCUGUUGGUGUUCUGUCUCCUCGGUUAAAAAAGGAACUUAGUAUUAUUAUUAACUUUGUAAUAUUAAUAGUUAUGUUGAAUUUCUUUUCCCCUUUAAGAGAGUGUUUGUCAGCAUAAGAGCUGCCUAAAUCCUUCUGAGUACAGAACUGCUGUCAUUCAAAUAGCUUCUGUUUCUGACUUUCUUUUUCCUUGGUAGAAGCAGAGUCUAGCUGCCCAUGAAGAGAGAGUAUCUUCUUUUGCUGUAAAGAUGGAAAGAUGAAACUGCCUCAACGCAAGGCAAAGUCGUGCAUUUGUCAUAUGUGUGGUGCCCACCUGAACAGACUCCACUCUUGCCUCUACUGUGUCUUCUUUGGCUGUUUUACAAAGAAACAUAUUCACGAGCACGCAAAGACAAAGCGACACAAUUUAGCCAUAGACCUUUUGUAUGGGGGUAUAUACUGCUUUAUGUGUCAAGAUUACAUAUACGACAAAGACAUGGAACAAAUUGCCAAAGAAGAACAACGAAAAGCUUGGAAAUUACAAGCCUUCACCCCAACAGUGGUUUCUCACUACCAGUGUACAAUGACAGGCAUUGGAGAGAAGUAUUCAACAUGGGAGCCAACCAAACGAGAGUUAGAAUUGCUACGACACAACCCCAAGCGGAGAAAAAUAACCACAAACUGCACCAUAGGUCUACGAGGGCUAAUCAAUCUUGGGAACACAUGUUUUAUGAACUGUAUUGUCCAGGCACUUACCCACACUCCACUGCUGCGAGAUUUCUUCCUCUCCGACAGGCACAAAUGUGAAAUGCAAAGCCCCAGCUCAUGUCUGGUCUGUGAAAUGUCUACGCUUUUUCAGGAGUUUUACUCUGGGCACCGAUCUCCUCACAUUCCAUAUAGGUUAUUGCACCUGGUAUGGACUCAUGCACGGCAUUUAGCAGGGUACGAGCAACAAGAUGCACACGAGUUCCUCAUUGCUGCAUUAGAUGUGCUACACAGACACUGCAAAGGUGAUGAUAAUGGGAAGAAGGCCAACAACCCCAACCACUGUAACUGCAUCAUAGACCAAAUCUUCACAGGCGGACUACAGUCUGAUGUUACCUGUCAAGUCUGCCAUGGCGUUUCCACAACGAUAGACCCAUUUUGGGACAUCAGUUUGGAUUUGCCAGGCUCCUCCACCCCGUUCUGGCCUCUGAGUCCAGGGAGUGAUGGCAGUGUCGUAAAUGGGGAAAGCCAUGUAUCAGGCACCACCACUCUCACAGACUGCUUGCGAAGGUUUACAAGGCCAGAACAUCUAGGAAGCAGUGCCAAAAUCAAAUGUAGUGGUUGCCAUAGCUACCAGGAAUCUACCAAACAACUCACUAUGAAGAAAUUACCCAUUGUGGCCUGUUUUCAUCUCAAACGGUUUGAACACUCAGCCAAACUGAGGCGAAAGAUCACUACGUAUGUCUCAUUUCCACUGGAGCUGGACAUGACACCAUUCAUGGCUUCCAGUAAAGAGAGCAGAAUGAACGGGCAAUACCAGCAGCCGACGGAUAGUCUAAACAAUGAUAAUAAGUAUUCCUUGUUUGCAGUAGUUAAUCACCAGGGAACCUUGGAGAGUGGGCACUAUACCAGCUUCAUCCGGCAGCACAAGGACCAGUGGUUCAAGUGUGAUGAUGCCAUUAUCACCAAGGCUAGCAUUAAGGAUGUACUAGACAGUGAAGGAUAUUUGCUGUUCUAUCACAAACAGUUCCUGGAGUAUGAAUAGCCUUAUCCAGCAGCUUGUCAGAUAUAAACAAGGAAGAAAAUAAGCAAGCCUUCUGAAUCGACACACAAACCUACCUGAAAUAAAAAGACCCAUUAAAAAACAACUAGCACUGAGCUGUAACAGGACCUACUUGACACUGGCUCCAAGCCUGGCAGAGUGAGAAAUGAACAAUGUCCAACGUGUAUGCGGUCCCGCAAGGACAGAAAGGGGAAAAAAGGAGGCUGCAGUCAGUCACUUAUCAGAGGAAAUACACAAUGAAAGGAAUGCUCUGGGUGGGGGAAAUGGGAGCAGAGGAGUCCGGGCACUGGUACAUCUCCUAUGUUCCUCCAAAACGUGUGUGGGAAGGCAAGGGGGUGUAUUCUCAUCUCCAUAAAGCAUCUUCUCCAUUGGUGCUUCAGCUCCAACGACCAAUCAUAUAACAGUUAAAAUUUAAAAAAAAAAAAAAAAAAUUAAAAAAAAAUAAAAUAAAAUCCAAGCCCAUUUUUUUAUGCAUCUGGAUCUGAAAGCAGUAGAGUGGAGGAGGAGGGAAUGACACAACUAAAGGACUUGGCGAGUAUCUUUUUAUUUGUGAAUUUUAGUUAUUAAAUAAAUACAGUAUGAAACUAUUAGGCUCUUUUAUUGCCCCCCCCCUUCCACCAACAAAAGAAAUCCUGACUUGUGGAACUGAAGCUGCAGUACAGACAGGUUUCCAGGCACGCCUGCGUGCACAGGUAACGCUCAAUGCCACCGGGCUGCUCACCCAGAGCAUCAGCACAGAUCCGGUCCUGGUUGAGCCCUUUUUGUUUUCUUUUCUUUUCUAUAAAUAGCUAUUUUCUUAAUAUUUUUUUUCCUUUUAUUCCCUUUUUUUUUUUUGUUGUUGUUGUUGUUGUUGUUUUUUCAUGAGAAUGAACUUCAUAACUGCAACCAUCAGUAAAAAUGACUGAAUUGCCGUGUUGAUACUGUU